Bacillus rossius redtenbacheri is the source of this 1561-nucleotide messenger RNA. It is a transcript of the gene JMJD5, whose product is annotated as lysine-specific demethylase 8. NCBI's taxonomy places the organism in Eukaryota, Metazoa, Arthropoda, Insecta, Phasmatodea, Bacillidae. The coding region runs from base 127 to 1392 and encodes 421 amino acids. Gene Ontology annotation, molecular function: histone H3K36 demethylase activity. The record is from RefSeq and is a predicted model, not a curated record. The transcript has 7 exons. Gene Ontology annotation, cellular component: nucleus.
UGCCGCAGCAUCUGCGACCAGGGCGUGACGACCCUCGUGGCUCGCAUGCCAGGCCUGCGCGUGAUCGACUACUACGGCGACAGUGUGGCCGACAGCCUCGACCGCAGUUGACGCCCCCUCGCGGACAUGGCUGCGCCCGGUGUAAAUGAAUUAGGAGACAUAAUACGAGAACUGAAGAAAAAUAUACCAUGUUCUUUGUCAAGUAUUUUGUCACAAGAUGUAAACCCAGAAUUUAUUUUUUUGAUCCAUGAAGCAGAAGAUGAUUUAGAGAAGUGCAGAAACCCGUCGCUGGUUCUGAGCAGGGCUCAGGCCCUGCUGGAUGCUGUGUGGGAGCAGCUCAACACAGGCCACUGGAGCAAAGUGUCUGCGACAGAGAGACAGGUGUACACCGCUGCUGGACUGAUCAAGAUACAAGCUCUGCUGCAGAUGCAGUUGCACGAAGCGAGCGGUCCUGUCAAGGACGUGUACGAGAGAGCGCUGGAGACUGCAGACCGGAGCCUCCUGCUAGGGGCCCCGCUGCCUGUCAUGGAUGGCCAGAGCAUGCACAGGUGCGCCCAGAUCCUCACCUCCGUGGUCUCCACGCCUGGCACUGCCGCCGAGGGCGUUGGCGCCUGUCGACGGGCUCCGUGGACGUCGGUGGACCAGAUACCUGGCGUUAGCGGAGAGAGCCUGCCUGUCUUGGAUCGACCUUCCAUCGAGAGGUUCAGAACGGAGCAUUUCAGCACUCGGUUGCCGGUUAAACUUACAGGUUGCAUGUCGCACUGGCCGGCGCUGAGCCGCUGGGGUGACAUGGCCUACCUGAGGAGGGUGGCCGGGCCGCGCACGGUCCCCGUGGAGCUGGGGGCUCACUAUGCCGACCCGGACUGGUCCCAGCAGCUGAUGACUGUGUCCCGUUUCAUAGACCAGCACGUCACCGGCGCCGGGCGGCCGCUGGGCUACUUGGCCCAGCAUCCCCUCUUCGAUCAGGUACCAGAGCUGAGGACAGACAUACACGAGCCUGAGUACUGUUGCCUCAGCAACAACUUGCAGGACACGGAUGCUGCAGCCGAGGAGACAGACAUCAACGCUUGGUUUGGACCUGCCGGGACCGUGUCGCCUCUUCACCACGACCCCAAACACAACCUGUUGGCCCAGGUGGUGGGAGAGAAGCGGGUCCUGCUGUACAGCCCCGCGGACUCCCCGCGCCUCUACCCGCACGAGACAACCCUGCUGGGCAACACGGCCCAGGUGGACCCCGAGCAGCCCGACUACAGCAUGUGCCCCGAGUACCGCCACGCCUCGGCCUUGGAGUGCCGCCUGCGUGCCGGGGAGAUGCUGUACAUCCCCCCGCUCUGGUGGCACCACGUCAGGGCCCUGACGACCAGCUUCUCCGUCAGCUUCUGGUGGCAGUAGCCGCACCAGCGACUCCCGGCCAGCAGUGUGGAUCGGGACAUCAUAAACACUCUCACAUUUAUUUAUUUAUUUACGCUAUAAUUUCUUCAGUUCUCAUGUAUAUUAUUGUCAAUUCACACUCAAAUAAUUCUAACUACUGUAUUUUAUUAAACGUUUUCUCACUUCUCGA